Messenger RNA from Sinocyclocheilus grahami, 1180 nucleotides. Its product is annotated as PR domain zinc finger protein 5-like. Gene Ontology annotation, cellular component: nucleus. The transcript has 10 exons. The record is from RefSeq and is a predicted model, not a curated record. The coding region runs from base 110 to 1180 and encodes 356 amino acids. Gene Ontology annotation, biological process: negative regulation of DNA-templated transcription. Lineage: Eukaryota; Metazoa; Chordata; Actinopteri; Cypriniformes; Cyprinidae. Gene Ontology annotation, molecular function: DNA-binding transcription factor activity; RNA polymerase II transcription regulatory region sequence-specific DNA binding; protein binding.
AGCAGACUGAGCUGAGCUUUACAAACACAGCGAGCAGAGAACAUUAAAGCAGCUCCUAACCUGUGCGUUUCGUCGGUUUUGUUUCGAAGAAAGGCGUUUUUCUGAGGUGAUGAGGAUGUUGGGCAUGUAUGUGCCGGACAGAUUCGUGCUGAAGUCCUCUAAAGUUCAGGACGGGAUGGGGCUGUACACUGCCAGAGCAGUCCACAAGGGUGAGAAGUUUGGACCAUUUGCAGGUGAAAAGCGGAUGCUGAGUGACUUGGAUGAAAGCAUGGAUCCACGACUGAUGUGGGAGGUUCGAGGGAAUAAAGGUGACGUGCUGUAUAUCCUAGACGCUAGUAACCCUCGCCAUGCUAACUGGCUUCGCUUUGUUCAUCAGGCCCCUUCACAGGAGCAGAAGAACCUGGCCGCCAUUCAGGAUGGAGAGAAUAUUUUCUAUCUGGCUAUUGAUGACAUCGAGACGGAUACAGAGCUUCUGAUUGGCUACCUGGACAGUGAUAUGGAGGAGGAAGAGGAGGACCUGGAGGAAGACCAGGACAUCAAAGAUGAAGAUGGGAACAGUAAAGAGAGCAAACACAUCAGUGCAGAAACAGAGCUGGUGAUUAAGAAGGAAGAUUACCCGUGUCUGCUGUGUGAGAGCAGCUUCCCCAGUGAAGAAGUGUUAGCUGAACAUCUUCAGAGCCUUCAUCAGAGAGGAAGUACAGAGGACAAAGAGUUCAAAUGUCACUCCUGCGGAAAAGAGUUUCCUGUCAAACAGGCCCUGCAGCGCCAUGUUCUUCACUGUAUAGAGAGCUCCGCUUCAUCAGGAGAUCCUUCGAAAGCUCAUCAGUGUGUCCUGUGUCACAUCACCUUCUGUUCAGAGUCCAGUUUUGAGCAGCAUAAAGAGGUGUGUAAAGGAGACGGUCGAUUCAUCUGUAAGGCCGAGAGCUGUGGAAAAAGAUUCAGGAGUAAAGACGCCCUGAAGAAACACAAAGGCAACGUCCACACAGAUGUUUUCGUCUUGGUGUUGUACUUCAUGCUGAACCAGGAACUGAUUCAUGCAGUGCUCGCAGGAAGUUGGUAUGCACCAUCUGUAAUAAGAAAUGCUCAUCCUCACUCAACCUGCAGGAGCACCGCAAGGUCAGAUCAUCCCUCCAUAAAUCUCCUCUUAUCCGCUCUACUAGCUCAGAUGUCAUCGGAUUAA